UUACCGCAUGUGAACUGAGACUUAUGGAACACAUGGUAAUUGAAAUUAUUAUAUAAAAAAAAUGUUUAUAGUAUUAAUUUAAUAAUUAAAUAUUAUCCAAACUAUUAAUAUUCAGUAAGUGUUUCAUUGUACAGCAAUAGAGAGUUUCUGUAUAAAGAAUUAUACAAAAUGAUUGACAAUUUAAAAAAACGUAAAGUCUCAAAAAAGACAAAAAAAUCAUGGAGAAAAAAUAUUGAUACAAAAGAUGUUGAUAAAUAUUUAGAAAAUAAACGUCUCGAAGAACGUCUUGGUGCACCAUUUUCUGAGAGAGCAAAUUCAGAAUUAUUUUCCAUUGAUACAGCACGCGAUGAAACAUUGCUUAUCAGUAAAGCUGAACGUAGAGCAAAAUUAAAAUUAAAAGAGCCAAGAUGUUUUGCUAUUUUAAAACCGCAUACAGCAAUUUUAGAUCCAAUUAGUAAAAGAAAUCGUGUUAAAACACCUGAGGAAAGAAAAAAUCCAAUAAGAAGAAAAUUUGAACAGGAAAGAAAAAAAAAUGGUAUUUUAAAAUUAAGAGAAAAAAAUUCACUAAAAGAUAGAAAAAUUGCCGAUGAAAAUAGAAAUAAACGAUUUAAACGCGGUGAAUUUAAAGAAGAUAUUUGGAAAAUAGAAAUGAAAAAUGAAUUGCCAAUUGUAAAUGAAUUGAAUAGCGAUUGGUUUACUUCGGAUACUAUUAGACAUACAUUGGCAAAUACGGGGAAAAAAAGAAAACGUAUUCCUGAGAAUUUAAUUAAAAAACCAUCUGUAUUACCCGCUGUUCAAAUUCCACAUCCUGGAACAUCUUAUAAUCCAUCUUUUAACGAUCAUCAAGAUUUAUUGAAAGAAGUCGCUGAUAAGCAAUUGAAAUUUGAAAAAGAAGAAGCACAUUUGAAUAGAGUUACCAGUAAAAUGUUCAAAAAGGUAUCGCCAGAGGAAAAGGAUCGAAAUACUUUAGAAGAAUUGUCCGAAGGUUUACCAUUAAAUUCAAAAAUUGAAAAUCAAGAAGAAGAAGACAAUGAUGAUGAUCCAAUUGUAAAAUCUGUGAAUCCACCAGCGAAAAAUGAAAAGAAAACAUUACAAAAACGACGUAAACAAAAGGAGGAACGUGAAAUGAAAUUACAACGUAAACAAAAUAAAGUGGAAAAGAAAAAAGUUGCCGAUAUUUAUAAAUUGAAACUUAUUCAUAAACAAAUGGAGAGUAAGGAGAAAAUUGAAAUGAAAUUAAGGGAGAAACGUGAAUUAAUAAAGGAAAAACAAACAAUGGAGCCAAAAGUUUUAAGUAGAAUAAAAUAUGAAGAAGUUGAACCUGAUUUUAAACUUGGCGGUGAACUAACGGGAAAUUUAAGGAACGCUGAUCCUGUGGGAAAUUUAUUGAAGGAUAGAUAUAAAUCUUUACAAAAGAGAAAUAUUGUUGCACCUGCAACAUUAGUGUUGAAACGAACGAAGGCAAAUGUAAAGAGAUACAUUAAAGCGGAUCACAAAAUAAAUAAAAAAUAAUUUGUUAUUAAAUUUAUUCAUUUAAUUGGCAAAGAAAUAAAGGUAAUUUUUUUUUUUUUUUU
Molecule: messenger RNA, 1574 nt
Organism: Leptopilina boulardi
Lineage: Eukaryota; Metazoa; Arthropoda; Insecta; Hymenoptera; Figitidae
Product: ribosome biogenesis protein NOP53
Exons: 4
Coding region: 169-1512 (447 amino acids)
Biological process (GO): rRNA processing; ribosomal large subunit assembly
Cellular component (GO): nucleolus
Molecular function (GO): 5S rRNA binding
Source: RefSeq, a predicted model, not a curated record